Messenger RNA from Nerophis ophidion (straightnose pipefish), 2593 nucleotides. It is a transcript of the gene spef1, whose product is annotated as sperm flagellar 1. The transcript has 7 exons. Gene Ontology annotation, cellular component: axoneme. Gene Ontology annotation, biological process: regulation of cytoskeleton organization. The record is from RefSeq and is a predicted model, not a curated record. Lineage: Eukaryota; Metazoa; Chordata; Actinopteri; Syngnathiformes; Syngnathidae. The coding region runs from base 116 to 847 and encodes 243 amino acids. Gene Ontology annotation, molecular function: microtubule binding.
GUUGCCUAGCAACCACCUCGAAACAACCAAGAGAGUUGACAGGCGCCUGAGCGGGCAAACUUACACGUUCAGUUUGUUUUUGUUUGGAAAAGUAACCAAAACACGUCCGCGGCGAAUGGAGCGAGAGUUAGACGAGGAAGAGCUGCAGGAUUUCUACGCAUGGAUCGAUAAAAUCCCUCUCUCGAGGCCCAAAAGAAACAUCACCAAUGACUUCAGCGACGGAGUAAUGGCAGCUGAAGUUGUUAAGCAUUUCUUCCCAAAGCUGAUUGACUUGCACAACUACACUCCUGCCAGCUCAACUCAACAAAAGCUCAGCAACUGGAGCCUUCUCAACAGGAAGGUGUUUUCCAAGUUGAACUUCCACGUGCCUGAGAAGUCAGUGAAGAAGAUUGUACUAAGAACGGCGGGAGUGAUCGAGAGCGUGCUGACCGCCCUACGUGAGAAGAUAGACAAGAAGCUAGAGUACAACUCACAGAACGUACUAGAUUUGGGAUACUAUGACACCAGCAACGCAGAGAGCAGUCACACAGAUCUUGGUGAGUCUGAGGUGAGGUAUCUGUCUCAGAUGGCAUCUGACGGGCUGAGCAAGGAUGAUAAGUUGAAAUUGGAAAAAAGAAUACAAAACACAGCCCAGUUUUACUCCAACUUGGACCCGCCUCUGCGGAAAAUUCUGAAAGAAAAAGAGCAUGCGGCCAUGGCUUUGCAGGAGACAGUCGAGAUCCUGCAGAUGAAGGUGAGCAAGUUAGAGCGUCUGGUUCAGCUGAAGGACAUGCGGAUAGAAGAUCUGAGGCAGAACCUGGAAAAGUGUAACUGUAUGAAUGGAAAACAAAUUUAUUCUAACGUGUAGCAUGCAAAACUUAGAAAUACUUAAAUUAAGUACAAGACUUGGAAUUGUUUGUUUUGCUUCGGGUAAUCCCUUAAACAAAAAGAAGCAGUGUUAAUUUACGGUUUGUUAAUUUACUUAUAUUUUUUUAACUGUCGCUCCCAUAAGAAACAAUAGAAUGAGUUAUACUUGUAAAGCGCUUUUCUACCUUCAAGUUACUCAAAGUGCUUUGACCCUAUUUGGCGGGAGCUGCCAUGCAAGGCCCCAACCACGACCUAUCUGGAGCAAUGGUGAAGUUGUCUUCUUUUUUUUUCUUUUUUUCAUCCCAAAAACGAAACACAUCCAAGCAUUUCAUUAGGUAAAAUACAAGAGAAGUAUACCACACUUUUAUUUUGUAAAGUAAAUCUGUACGGCAGAUAUGAGCAUCUAUUGUACGUCAGGGGUUUCAAACUCAUUUUAGAUUGGGGGCCACAUGGAGAGAAAUCUACUCCCAAGUGGGCCAGUAAAAUUACGGCACGAUAACUUAAAAAUAAAGACAACUUCAGGUUGUUUUCUUUGUUUAAAAAUAGAACAAGCACAUUCUGAAAAUGUACAAGUCAUAAUGUCGUCGUGUUUUUUUUACACUCACAUGUUGCGGUUAAUGGUAUUCUAUCUUUAUUUGUUAUUAUUUAUAUUUUCUGCAUAAAUCAUUGUGAUAAUGUUCAUCAUUCAACUCAUUGGUUUUAAAGUUCAAUCUAUCAAGAUAAAAAUACAUCAAAAAUUGAAUUACAGUACGGGGCGGUUUAGCUCGGUUGGUAGAGCGGCCGUGCCAGCAACUUGAGGGUUGCAGGUUCGAUUCCUGCUUCCGCCAUCCUAGUCAAUGCCGUUGUGUCCUUGGGCAAGACACUUUACCCACCUGCUCCCAGUGCCACCCACACUGGUUUAAAUGUAACUUAGAUAUUGGGUUUCACUAUGUAAAGCGCUUUGAGUCGCUAGAGAAAAGCGCUAUAUAAAUAUAAUUCACUUCACAUAAUUCUCUUUUUAUUUAUGGAGUUUGAUCAUUUUCCUCGACUGAUGUAUUAACACGUGGUUUAAUUUUUACAUAUGUAGCAUCAUCUACAAAAAAUUGCUAUUGCGACAUCCAGUGGACACAUUUAGAACAGCUGUUUAUUUCAUUCAAAAAUUUCAUGUUAAUUUUUAUACUUAGCAAACUCAUCCCACGGGCCAGAUAAAACCUGUUCGCGGGCCUGAUCUGGCCCUCGGGCCUUACGUUUGGCACCCCUGAUCUACAUUAACAAUAUGAUUUCAGGACAGGUCAGAUUAAAAAAAAAAAGGUUACAAUAUUUUAUUAGUUUUUUUUAACCCGUUGGCCAGAUUGUUGACUCUAGUUUUUUUGGGUCCCCCUGGUUUAGAGUAUCAAAAGGAGGCCUUUUAUGGCUGCUUAUGGGUUAUUUGCCGAUUCUUGCUUUUUGUGGAGUCUCGUCCGAAGAUGGCGAAAAUUUGUCCUUAGGGGUUUAUAAAACACUGUAAAUACAUUUGGAAAUAAAUAUGCUUCUUUUUGUGCAAGGGACCGCUUUGAACUACACCAGCUACUUCAUGUGAUAAUGUGGUUGUAAAGUGUGUUAUUGUUUUGUUCAAGACACAGUGUAUAUUGUCACUGUUUGAUAUCUUCAGGUCAUACUUUAACACGUCAUCCUCUGUUCUUUGUGGAUUUUUAUUAUUAUUUAAACAUGUGUGGGCUUUUGUACAGCUCAAGAUGUUUGGUUGCCAUGUACUCUCAAUAAAUAGACA